AGAUGUUGAGGUUGGACAAGCAAGGUGGACAACCAUUUGAGAUCACCGAGGCAGAGUCACCAGCUUCUUCCUCUGGAAGGAGCUACUGCUUCCCUCUUCUGUUCCUGAGCUUAGCACUCGUAGCUGCUGCAGUUUUGAUCAUUAUAUUUGUCCUCAAGCCAAAGAAGCCAAGCUUCCAACUCCAUGCAAUUCAACUUGAUUCUUCUGAUGCAGCUUUCAGCAAGGGAGCCAAUCAGUCUUCGGCCAUUGCUUCGUUACUUGUGGUUGCUCACAACCCCAAUAAGCUUGGCAUCAGAUACAGCUCCACUGAGCUCGGCCUGGUUUAUGACAGCAGCAACAUGGGGUUGAUCACGGUUCCUGGUUUCUUUCAACCACCUCACAGCACGAAUGUCACAAUCUUAGUUCAUGUUUUCUUCAAGACGAUAAACCUUGGAGAAUUGCUUACUGAAAAAUCCAUGCAAGGCUCAUCGAUCGGCGAUCUGGAGAUGAGAAUAUUCGGAGGAAUUCAGGCUCAGCUUCAUGCCUUCAACUUCCGAUUUCCAAGGAUUAAGGUUUUCCUUGAUUGCAGGAUCAGUGCAAAGCUCAGUGCCAUGGAACUGAGCAGAGUGCUAAGUACAGCUGACACACACAGGGCUUUUCUACUUCCCAACUUUCUUCACCUCACACAAAAGUGUUCAUUGGAUCUCUGCGUAUGAACUAACAGCCCCUCCUCAAGUUCCAAGCAAGCAUAUUUUGGAUUCCUUCAAAUCUUUAUUCUUACUCCCUAUUUUGGAGUGUAUACUUGCACAUCAGCACCCUGAGGAACACAACUGACAUGUUAGCUCAGAACAGCAACAAGCAAUGCUGAGAUACAAUAAUUAUACUGUACAACUAACAUACAAGCAAUAACAAUCAGACUUACUAGCAUCUGGAUAUUUUGGUUAGAUGUCAUGCUGACAUGAUAUAUCCAUUUGGUACGUCAGCAUUUUCAGCUGAUAAUUGUCACAUCAACAGCGAUAGAAGGCAGUGAAGUGUCUCAGUUGUGAUUUUUAUGGUUGAAGCCUUUGAUUUGUGUUUCUUUGAUCUUCCAAAGCAGUCAUCAGUUGUUCCAUUCAAUCUGAGGUCCCAGAAUCCAUGCCUUCCGGACCACAAUGUGUAAGCACAACAGGGCAAUGCAUAAUUUUGCCUAUAGAAUGAUCUCUUCAACAUUCUUUUGUACAUGGAACUUGAUAUGAUCCAAGUUUUCAUUUGCUAGCAAUCAUGUAUGCA
This is a messenger RNA of Musa acuminata AAA Group (dessert banana), 1248 nucleotides long. RefSeq lists its product as uncharacterized. The transcript has 3 exons. The record is from RefSeq and is a predicted model, not a curated record. Bases 3 to 695 code for a protein of 230 amino acids. Gene Ontology annotation, cellular component: plasma membrane. Lineage: Eukaryota; Viridiplantae; Streptophyta; Magnoliopsida; Zingiberales; Musaceae.